This is a messenger RNA of Pan troglodytes (chimpanzee), 5906 nucleotides long. RefSeq names its product desmoglein 4 (gene DSG4). The coding region runs from base 136 to 3315 and encodes 1059 amino acids. The transcript has 15 exons. The record is from RefSeq and is a predicted model, not a curated record. Gene Ontology annotation, cellular component: plasma membrane; desmosome. NCBI's taxonomy places the organism in Eukaryota, Metazoa, Chordata, Mammalia, Primates, Hominidae. Gene Ontology annotation, biological process: homophilic cell-cell adhesion. Gene Ontology annotation, molecular function: calcium ion binding.
CACCACAGUUAUCACCCAUGCCCUCCUAAAAGGGUGUCUCGAAGCAUAUCUUGCUGUAGAGCAGAAUUCGGAACUGAGAAGACGAGGGCUCAAAUUGUAUCUCACAGGAUUUGCGUGCAAGAGAAACCCAAAGGAAUGGAUUGGCUCUUCUUCAGAAACAUUUGCCUUUUGAUCAUUCUAAUGGUGGUGAUGGAAGUAAACAGUGAAUUUAUUGUUGAGGUGAAGGAAUUUGACAUUGAAAAUGGCACUACAAAAUGGCAAACAGUCAGAAGACAAAAGCGGGAGUGGAUCAAGUUUGCCGCAGCCUGUCGAGAAGGAGAGGACAACUCGAAGAGGAACCCCAUUGCCAAAAUUCGAUCAGACUGCGAAUCGAACCAGAAGAUUACAUACCGAAUUUCUGGGGUAGGGAUUGAUCGACCACCAUAUGGAGUAUUCACCAUUAAUCCUCGCACUGGGGAAAUUAACAUCACUUCAGUGGUAGACAGAGAAAUAACUCCACUUUUCUUGAUCUAUUGCCGGGCUUUGAAUUCACGGGGUGAAGAUUUAGAAAGGCCUCUUGAGCUUAGAGUCAAAGUUAUGGACAUAAAUGAUAACGCUCCAGUCUUUUCGCAAAGUGUAUACACAGCCAGUAUUGAAGAAAAUAGUGAUGCCAAUACAUUGGUAGUAAAGUUAUGUGCCACCGAUGCAGAUGAAGAAAAUCAUCUGAAUUCUAAAAUUGCCUACAAGAUCGUCUCUCAGGAGCCAUCAGGUGCACCCAUGUUCAUUCUGAAUAGGUACACUGGAGAAGUCUGCACCAUGUCCAGUUUCUUGGACAGAGAGCAACACAGUAUGUACAACCUGGUUGUGAGAGGCUCAGAUCGGGAUGGAGCUGCAGAUGGACUGUCUUCUGAAUGUGACUGUAGAAUCAAGGUUUUAGACGUCAACGAUAAUUUCCCCACCUUAGAGAAAACUUCAUACUCAGCCAGUAUUGAAGAGAAUUGUUUAAGUUCGGAACUGAUACGAUUACAAGCAAUUGAUCUUGAUGAAGAAGGCACUGAUAAUUGGUUGGCUCAAUAUUUAAUUCUCUCUGGAAAUGAUGGGAAUUGGUUCGAUAUUCAAACAGACCCACAAACCAAUGAAGGCAUUUUGAAAGUUGUCAAGAUGCUGGAUUAUGAACAAGCACCUAAUAUUCAGCUUAGUAUCGGAGUUAAAAACCAAGCUGAUUUUCACUACUCCGUUGCUUCUCAAUUCCGAAUGCACCCAACCCCUGUGAGAAUUCAAGUUGUUAAUGUGAGAGAAGGACCUGCAUUUCAUCCAAGUGCUAUGGCUUUUAGUGUGCGGGAAGGAAUAAAAGGAAGUUCCUUAUUGAAUUAUGUGCUUGGCACAUAUACAGCCAUAGAUUUGGACACAGGAAACCCUGCAAUAGAUGUCAGAUAUAUCAUAGGGCAUGAUGCAGGCAGCUGGUUAAAAAUUGAUUCAAGAACUGGUGAGAUACAAUUUUCUAGAGAAUUUGAUAAGAAGUCAAAAUAUAUUAUCAAUGGGAUAUACACAGCAGAGAUCCUGGCUAUAGAUGAUGGCUCUGGAAAAACAGCUACAGGAACCAUAUGUAUUGAGGUUCCUGAUAUCAAUGAUUAUUGUCCAAACAUUUUUCCUGAAAGAAGAACCAUCUGCAUUGACUCUCCAUCAGUCCUUAUCUCUGUUAAUGAACAUUCUUAUGGGUCUCCGUUUACUUUCUGUGUUGUUGAUGAGCCACCAGGAACAGCUGACAUGUGGGAUGUCAGAUCAACAAAUGCUACCUCAGCAAUCCUUACGGCUAAGCAGGUUUUAUCUCCAGGAUUCUAUGAAAUCCCAAUCCUGGUGAAGGACAGCUAUAACAGAGCAUGUGAAUUGGCACAAAUGGUGCAGUUAUAUGCCUGUGAUUGCGAUGACAACCACAUGUGCCUGGACUCUGGUGCCGCGGGCAUCUACACAGAGGACAUAACUGGUGACACGUAUGGGCCUGUCACUGAAGACCAAGCUGGAGUUUCAAAUGUUGGUCUUGGACCAGCAGGGAUUGGCAUGAUGGUUCUGGGCAUCCUGCUACUGCUUUUGGCUCCACUCUUGCUGCUCCUGUGUUGCUGCAAACAGAGACAGCCAGAAGGCCUGGGAACAAGAUUUGCUCCUGUGCCUGAGGGCGGAGAAGGAGUGAUGCAGUCUUGGAGAAUUGAAGGGGCCCAUCCCGAGGACAGACUUUUUAGCGCCUACGCCUUGCCGGGUGGUGGUGGCAGCGCAGAUGGCGGCGGCAGCGUUUUAGGCAGAUGCGCGCUGCAGGCAACUCCAGCGCUGUUAAACCAACAUCCUCCCUUUUCAGAAAUCUACACCAACACCUAUGCAGCCGGGGGCACGGUGGAAGGAGGUGUAUCGGGAGUGGAGCUCAACACAGGUAUGGGGACAGCCGUUGGCCUCAUGGCCGCAGGGGCCGCAGGAGCCUCAGGGGCCGCAAGGAAGAGGAGCUCUACCAUGGGAACCCUGCGGGACUACGCCGACGCAGACAUCAACAUGGCUUUCUUGGACAGCUACUUCUCGGAGAAAGCGUAUGCUUAUGCAGAUGAAGAUGAAGGUCGACCAGCCAAUGACUGCUUGCUCAUUUAUGACCACGAGGGAGUCGGGUCUCCCGUAGGCUCUAUUGGUUGUUGCAGUUGGAUUGUGGAUGACUUAGAUGAAAGCUGCAUGGAAACUUUAGAUCCAAAAUUUAGGACUCUUGCUGAGAUCUGCUUAAACACAGAAAUUGAACCAUUUCCUUCACACCAGGCUUGUAUACCAAUCAGUACUGACCUCCCUUUGCUCGGACCUAAUUACUUUGUUAAUGAGUCUUCAGGAUUGACUCCCUCAGAAGUUGAAUUCCAAGAAGAAAUGGCAGCAUCUGAACCCGUGGUCCAUGGGGAUAUUAUUGUAACUGAGACUUACGGUAAUGCUGAUCAAUGUGUGCAACCCACUACAAUUAUUUUUGAUCCUCAGCUUGCACCCAAUGUUGUAGUAACCGAAGCAGUAAUGGCACCUGUCUAUGAUAUUCAAGGGAAUAUUUGUGUACCUGCUGAGUUAGCAGAUUACAACAAUGUAAUCUAUGCUGAGAGAGUACUGGCUAGUCCUGGUGUGCCUGACAUGAGCAAUAGUAGCACGACUGAUGGUUGUAUGGGACCUGUGAUGAGCGGCAAUAUUUUAGUAGGGCCAGAAAUUCAAGUGAUGCAAAUGAUGAGUCCAGACCUUCCCAUAAGCCAAACCGUUGGCUCCACAUCCCCAAUGACAUCUCGACACAGAGUAACACGAUACAGUAACAUACAUUACACCCAACAGUAAGUGCUUUAUGGUCAGUAUUCUAUGUGGAGACCUUGCACCUUGUAAUCACCAAUACAUCCACCAAAAAUAUAUAAUGUACCAUAUAUAUUAAUAGUCAACAAAUACUCAGAUAUUCUAAAGUCAAUGCCAUUAUUUGAUUAUACCAUUUUGAGGGUGAAUAUGGCUAGGCACUUUAGAUAAGCCUUUUUAAAAUUCUUUCUGAUUUUAAAUAAUGUGUCAAAAAAUGUGCAGAAAAUGUAUUGCAUCCCUUGAUACUGUCUAAUGAAUAGCACAUAACUCAUAUUGUGAAUCCUAUGGGUCUUGAGGCCUGUAGAACCAAUCUUGUAAACCAAGAUGCCUUGUUCUUGGAAGUUACAAAAGAAGCCCUGUCUACAUCCACCAGCCAUAUUUUUCGUUAGGGAAAUAUUUAUAUUAAAAUUUUUAAUUGAAAAGUUGAAUGAAAUGUACAUUCUGAAAGGAAAUUGAAAAGGAACGUAGAGUAUCUGUCAAUAUCUUUAGAUAUCUGAAGUCAUUUGUCUCUUCAAAAUAUUUUUCAAUAUUAUGCACUAUUAAGCAAUAGGGGAUGCUUAAUAUAAUAAGAAAAGAGUUUGCCAACUGAAAGCAUCGCUGGAAAUGGUUCAUCAAAGAAAAAUAUAUAUUUUUAUUAAACUUUAUUGAUUUAUAUGAUUAACUGUAAAUUAAUCUAGAAUAGCAAAAAAAAAUGACAAUCCUAAAGUAGAAAGAGUUAUUGGGGAAAUAUUAGAGUUUUCCCCACUUACAGGGAAUUUUUUCCCUACUAUUGCCAAUUAUGUCAGAAAAAUACAUGAAAUAUGGCUUAACCAAUUUCAUUGACCUGAAUCAUAGAGCUUUCAAUUGGCAACCAGAUAUUCUCCAAAAGCACUCUGUAGUUAUUCAUAUAUUCAACAAUAUUUACUUAGAAGCAACUAGGUGUUGAGUGCUAGUCUUGGCUCUGUGAAUAUACAGGUAAAGAAGACAGACAUGGUUUCUGCCUUCAUAGAGCUUCUAUUCAUUUCUAGACUUAAAAUAAAACUCUGGGAUAUGGCUUUAAGUUCCUAACAACAAUAAUUAACCAACUAUUUAAGUCCAUUACCAAGUUGUGUUUCUCUUUGCAACACUACUGUUUAUGUUGAAUAAAUAAAAUGGAAACACAUUGCUUACUUUUAGUAGGCAUAAAGCUGACUUGAGAAAAAGAAACUCUAGCCAGGUAAUUUUACCUAAUUCUGUAAAAUAUGUAUACAGUAGCAGCAAUAAUGUGACUGAGAUAAUGUAAAUGAAAUAAACUUAUUUUCAAGGCUUAAUCCUUUUGAAAGGAAAUAAUUGUAGUGUUUCUUGCCUAUCUUUUGCUCCUUUAUGAAUAAAACUAUUGUAGAAUUUAAGUCAUCUCAGAUAACCUCUUACCUAGUUCUCUCAUUUUCUAGACAACGAAUCUAGAAAUAGAGAGGUUAAAUGACCACAACCAGCUAGUUGUGGUACAAAGCCUUGAACCCAUUGUUCAGAUACGCUAGCCAGUAUGCUUUUUUAUACUAUAACUUCGCCAGAUAUGAAGAGGAUCCAAACCUGCCUGUUGCAUACUCUUUGCUGUUCCCUAAUUGGAAGAAAAACUCUCUCUCAAAAAAUUAAGUUUUAAAGUGUAAGCGCAGACCAGCUAAAACAUUGUAAUGCUAGAAAGUUAUUUACAUAUUUCCUAAUAUUUUCCAAAUUAUGUGUACUGCCAGUUGCUACAUCCAUUUCUCACUUUAGUAAAUUUUACUACUCUAUAAUUGAUGAAAUCCAUGGGGUAGCUAAGGAGCAUUGGUCUCAUGGUGAUUAAACACUCAAGCAACAACCAGCCACAUAGCAUCUGGCACACACUCCGUUCCGUGGCAAAUCCUGACAUGGAUAUUUCUCGCUUAAAGUUUGCAUUGGAUGGCUUUUGUUAAGUCAAAAACUAACAUGUUGGUGAGACUGCAGAGAAAAGGGGACACUAAUACGGUGUUGGUGGGAUUGCAAAUUAGUCUAGCUACUGUGGAAAAUAGUUUGGAGAAUUCUCAAGGAACUGGGAGUUGAAUAGCCAUUUGACCUAGCAAUCCCAUUACUGGGUAUAAACCCAAAGAAAAAUAAACUGUUCUACCAACAGGACACGUGUGCCCAUGUGUUCACUGCAGUGCUAUUCACAACAGCAAAAACAUGGAAUCAAUCCAGGUGCCCAUCAACAGUGGACUGGACAAAGCAAAUGUGGUACAUAUACACCAUGGACUACUAUGCAGCCAUAAAAAAGAAUGAAGAAUGAAGAAUGAAAUCACGUCCUUUGCAGCAACAUGGAUGCAGCUGAAUGCCAUUAUGCUGAGCAAAUUAAUGCAGGAACAGAAAACCAAAUACCUUAUGUUCUCACUUAUAAGCGGGAGCAAAACAUUGGGUUCACAUGGACAUAAAGAUGGAAAUAAUAGACACUGGGGCUAUUAGAGGAAGGAGAGAAGGAGAAGGGCAAGGGCUGAAAAACUGUCUAUUGGGUACUAUGCUCACUACCUGAGUGACGAGUUCAGUCAUACCUCAAACCUCAGCAUCAUAUGAUAUAGCUUUGUAACAAACCUACCCAUGUAUUCCUUGAUUCU